Molecule: messenger RNA, 1025 nt
Organism: Cucurbita moschata (crookneck pumpkin)
Lineage: Eukaryota; Viridiplantae; Streptophyta; Magnoliopsida; Cucurbitales; Cucurbitaceae
Product: amyloid beta A4 precursor protein-binding family B member 1-interacting protein-like
Exons: 2
Coding region: 52-1011 (319 amino acids)
Source: RefSeq, a predicted model, not a curated record
CAUUCCCCUCUCCUUCCUCACCUCAAACAACAUCAACACUGCCAUCUAAAAAUGAUUUGCCUCCUCAUUCUAAUCGCCCUCAAUUUCAGUUUCCUCGACCUCUCACAGGCCAGGCACCACAACAACCUCCCUUCCACGGCCGCGGUCGUCGGUACCGUCUUCUGCGACACGUGUUUUCAAGACACGUUUUCUAAGUCAAGUCACUUCAUUUCAGGCGCGACGGUGGCUGUCGAAUGUGGCGAUGGGGGAUCGAACCCGAGUUUUAGAGACGAAGUAAAGACAGACAAAACAGGGGAAUUCAAGAUUCAGCUGCCAGUUUCAGUGAGGAAGAUUGAGGAAUGUUAUGUGCGGUUAAUAAGAAGCAGUGAACCAUAUUGUGCGGUGGCUGCAAGAGCCAAAUCAUCAUCGCUUAAGCUCAAGUCAAGAAAACAAGGCACGCAUGUGUUCUCGGCUGGAUUCUUCACUUUCAAGCCUCUUAAACACCCAAAACUUUGCAGCCAUAACUCACAUUCUAGUGAAUUUGAUGACACGAAACAAGUCGUUGACUUCCCGGGGUUACCGGCUCCGAUCCAGAACCCGACCGUGCCGAAUGUUCCUCGGAUUUACGAUAACCUUCCGCCUCUAACUCUUCUUCCUGGACUUCCUCCAUUGCCUCAGCUUCCUCCUCUCCCUCCUCUUCCACCUCUCCCUGUUUUUCCAUUGUUUCCACCAAAAAAGGAUGAUGAAAAUGUACAAACUCCAAAGAUAAGUCAAAACCCGGACAUGUUUCAUCCACAAACUCUCCUUCCAAUUCCAUCUUUAAAGCCUUUGAGGCCACAUUUUGUUAUGCCUCCACAUAAGCUGCGUCACCAUCCUCUCACGCAUGGUCCUUUUUCGCCUUCAUUCUCAACUCCUACACCGCCCUCGGCCGCCGCCGACGAGUUAGCUCCGUCCCCGCCGCUCCCUUUUUCACUCCCACCCAUCCCUCGUAUGCCCGAGAUCUCCUCACCUCCAAAGGAAACUUCUCCUUAAAAAAUUGUAACGAC